Messenger RNA from Drosophila grimshawi, 4185 nucleotides. It is a transcript of the gene l(3)76BDm, whose product is annotated as trafficking protein particle complex subunit 8. Lineage: Eukaryota; Metazoa; Arthropoda; Insecta; Diptera; Drosophilidae. Gene Ontology annotation, cellular component: phagophore assembly site; cytoplasmic vesicle; TRAPPIII protein complex. The record is from RefSeq and is a predicted model, not a curated record. The transcript has 8 exons. Gene Ontology annotation, biological process: protein localization to phagophore assembly site; endoplasmic reticulum to Golgi vesicle-mediated transport. The coding region runs from base 65 to 4012 and encodes 1315 amino acids.
ACACCGCGGACGAUAGGCCGAUUUGGGAGGUGUUUGUUGCAAUAUUAAAGUAAUAUAUAAAAUUAUGAUACAUCUGACGGGCCAAAAUUAUAACGCGCGUGAUGUAAUCAAGAAUAUAUUCUCGCCACUCAUCGGCGUUAUGACCAGUAACAUGGCCGAUGAGAUAUGCCAUCGAAACAACUUGUCUUUUGUGGAGCUGCUGCAACCAUUUGCCAAACUCCCCAACGACGCUCACUUUCGGGAUGUGUCCGGGACGAGUGUCUCUGUGCGCGGGUUGCGUCUCAAUUUUUGUGACGUAGACUGGCGUCCGCCACAAACUGUGCUGGCACGCAAAAUGCUCAACGAGUCGGUGACCAAUGCGCACAACGAAAAAACCAGACUGGCCACAAUUGCUGGCAUCGAUCUGGAGUUGCCCACAGCAGAGCCAUGGUUUGAGCAAUGGCGUGAAACCUUUUUGACCGUGCAGUUUCCAGCGGAGCAUGAGUUUACGCGUCAUCUGUUGAGCUGUCUGCUGGUCCUGUCCAGCGCCGACACGCAGAUUGUUGAGACGGCCCAGAAGCUGACGCAGCGUGUGCAGCAAAUGCAGAGCAUUACGCCGCAGAAGCUGCCCAAAUGGUUCCAGCCCACAGAGGUGCUCAACAGCUAUGUGGUGCUGCACGAGGCCAGCCAGGCGGAUUUGUCCCGGGCCCAGCAGGGCUUUGAGCUGCUCAAGUCCACUUUCGGGGAUAAUAGGUGCUUCUUGGUGUCGAUUAACUCAACGGAUCCGAAUAGCGCCAGCGAUAUACAGGACUAUUGGCGGACGUACAUCAAACGACAACCCAAAGCCGAUGGAAUGACAACAAGUGAGCUCAGUGCACCCAAAUCCCCACAAGAGGCAGUCUCGGUAAUUAGUAUGCCAGCGAUGCAAAUGUCGCAACUAAUGGAGAGUCAGGCUCAUGUACAGGAGAACGAUCUGACCAUGUUGCAUCCGCUCAGUCCGAUGCAAGAGAGCGCCACCGAGGCAAUCAAUUCGAAGUUUAGCAUUAGCAGCGAAAGCAUUGCCUCGCAGACAAUAAAUCCGAAUGUGUGGGCCAACGAGUUGGAUGUGGAUGCACCACAUGGCUGCUGCCUUGCCGCACGCGAUAUUGAUAAUUUGCGUCACUUUGUGCAGGAUUAUGCGGUACGCGCUCUAAUACCCUACAUUGAGCAUUUGGUGGUCAAGCUCAGCGAGGGCGUUACCAAUAAGAAGGGUGUCAGCAAAUCGCUGCUAAGCGCCACAAAACGUUGGUUCGUCACCAGCAAACCCGGUGCGGGUGCCAACAAUCAAAAUGCUGUCAUCUAUACGAAUGAAUCUGCUGAGCUGCAGACGCGCAAACUGGGCGAUCUGUACUUUAUGUUUGGACACUAUAAUCUAGCGUUUCAAGCGUAUCACCAGGCCAAGCGUGACUUCAACGCAGACUCCGCCUGGCAGUAUUAUGCGGGCGCCUUGGAAAUGGCUGCUCUCUCAGCGUUUAUGCUGGGCACGGCGCAUAGUAAGACAUAUGACUACAUGGAGGAUGCCAUUGUCUGCUAUUUGACUGUGUGCAAACUGCAGCAAUUUGCCACACGUGCCACGCUGUUGAGCAUGGAGUGCCUGAAGACGGCGCGCCUAUAUGGCGAUGUGGCCAAGCAGCUGAUACGCAUGACUAGCGAGGAGUCGGACCUGCGCUCGGCCCUGCUGCUCGAGCAGGCUGCAUAUUGUUUUCUGGUCACCCAGCCGCCCAUGCAUCGUAAAUACGCUUUUCACAUUGUGCUCGCCGGCAAUCGCUAUUCGCGGGCGGGACAACGGAAGCACGCCUAUCGCUGCUACAGGCAGGCGUAUCAGGUCUUCCAGCAGCGGCAGUGGAGCCUCGCCGAGGAUCAUAUUCAAUAUACGGUCGCCAAGCAGGCGUAUAUGCUGAAGCAGCUGGAGGAUGCGAGUCGCUCCUUUGCCCAUCUACUGCGUCCAGGCAGCUUGCAGAGUGCCCAGCAGCAGAGCAGUUUUCUCAAGGAGUACAUACAGACACAGAAUGAGUUACUGAAACGCAGUCCAGAGCUUGGUCUCUUGCCACACGCUCUGCCCCAAGUUGUGCAAUCGUCGGUGCGUGUGCUGACUCUAGUGCAGCCUCCCAGUGUUCAAGCGCCACAGGUGCCAGCCAGCAAUAUAGACAUUAACUCCAAUUUGACAAGGGAUGAGUCCAUUUGGCACAAGAUCGAGGAAAUGCUGGUCAUCACAGCCGCAUCCAAUAAGCCAUUUGUGUUCAAGCCCUCACGUUAUUUGUACACUAAACAGCAGCCAGCUACGGAAUGCCCGCUAGCCGUGCAGGGCGAGCCCAUUGAACUUGCCGUGACGCUAUCCAAUAGUGUUCGUUGUCCCAUCACCUUGUCGGAGAUUGAUCUGCUCUGGCGUCUAACGCUGGACAAUGAGGAGGUGCUCUCCAAUCUCUGUGUAUACGAACAGUCCGCGGACAGCGCUAGCAAGGCUGCUGUUAGUGCAGCUAUAAAGACCACCUGUCCGGCCACCUUGGAGCUGGCCGAACAAGCUGAGCAUCUGCUCCAUUUCAAGCUAACUCCCAAGCUAACCGGCCGUCUAUCCAUUCUGGGCGUAGUCUGUCGCGUGGCAUCCAAAGUGGAGCCAGCAGCAAGUUUGCUGGGCCUCUUACAGUUUGAGACACAACGUAUUAAGCCUUCGAUGGCCAAGCAAUCCUCCCAGACGCUGCUGGACAGCAGGCUGAGCAUCAAGCUGGUGCCGCAGGUGCCUGCCCUAAGCGUCAGCUUUAGUCCUGUGCCCCCCGAGUUGCUGGCUGGUGAAAUUGUGCCUGUUCACAUAACGCUGCGUAACUUGGGCAUUGCACCCAUCGAGGAAAUCUACUUGGGCUGCGACAAUCCGCGUUGCCUGACGCUUUUCGAGCAACAAGGCACAGAAAUGCCUCUGACCAUACUGAGCUCGCUGCGAAAUCUCUCGAACGAUAAGCUGGUCAAGGAUAAGGAAAUAAGACGUCAGAGAGUUUUCCGUCUGCUCCAGCGACAGGGACACGCAGCACUGGAUGCACAACAGGGACACACAAUAUCCAUGUGGCUGCAGGCACCGCACACCGCCGGUCCCUUUACACUCCGUCUACUGUUUUACUAUGCGCUGCCGAGUGCUGUCAAUGCACAGAUUAAAUACCGUCUGGUGCGUCACAUUUGGCAUGUCCAGGUGCAGAGUUGCCUGCAGGCCGAGGCCACCUGUGUGGUCAGCAAUGCCGUCAGCCGGGAGCUGGGUCUAGAUGUUAGUCUAAGGAAUGUGAAUGCGGCACAGUUGACGGAGGUGUACAUUAAUUCGAUGUCCUUGUACUCCAAGGAGUAUUCGUUGAAACGUAACAAUUUGUACAUUCUGAACAACAUGGAAGUGUGCGCUGGUCAGGCUGGCGACCAUUGCCUCAAAUCGAGCAAAUGCUGCAGUUUUCAGUGUCGUCUACAGGCAAAAGAUGUGCAACAAUUUCAGGAUUUGCCGACACUGAAAACGCUGCUACAAACGCGUCUGUCACGCUUGGAGAUUAUGCCGGCACAUCAUGCCCAGCAGCUGGAGCAGCAUACGCCUCAGCUGCAGGAACCGCACAGUUUCCUGACCAACGAGGAAACCUUUUACUUCAACACCAACAUCAGCACGGAGGAGUUCAAUGCCAGCGUUGCUACAUAUGAUCCACAUGCCACCGUCGCGAUUAGCUGGAGCGCUCUGGUGCAAAAGAAUAGUGUGCAGCGAGUAGCAACUGGUCUGCACUUUAUAAAGCUUUACAAUCUGUACGAGACCGGUAGCUGCCCUCCAGUUGCUGAUGCUAUGCUCAGGCGCCGAUUGUCCACAGAUGGGUCGCACCAGCACGAAUUUCAACUGCCGGCAGAUGAAGGUAGCGAAGCUGCCAGCGAGCCAUUAGGCGACGAUGAUGUGGCUGACUUUUGGGAGCCCAAUGAGCAUUACGUUGGUCAGCGCUGUCUCCUCGAAGAUGAAACAUUUGUGCUUUCAGCCCGAGCUUAGGUUAACUUCCAUAUGUUCCAAAUAUUGUGUCUUUUGCAUGUGAUUACACAGAUCUAAUUAGCAAAUAAAUUGGCUGUUAAUCUACAAAUGUAUUACAUAAAUUUAAUGAUGUAGCCAUUAGAAGAUACUCUGUACCCAUAUAUAUCGAAAUUACACGAAGAAGUAUGCGUAAA